CGGCUCGUUACGUGCGGUUUCAAUUUACGGUGUUUAUACCGGAGUGUUCAACCGAUUUGGUGUCUAAACGUUGGCAGGAGUAUUUUGCCAAAACUAAUUAAGUGUUGAGAUUAAACACAGAGUUCCAAGCAAUUUCGAUACCCAACUCUUUUCACGUCAACUGUUGAAAUGGUUGAAUUAAGUGUGGCGAACAUUGAGCCCGAAUCAAAUUGCCGGUGGAUUGUUUACUUUUGUGGUGUCAGUUCGCAGAGUACAUUGCCACGCAAUGGUGUGCGUUAGCGGUCGCCUUUAGGGAGUAUCUUGUGCCACUUGAGAAGGUUAAUUGCUGUUCCAGAAUCACAAUAAUUCAUUUUCUUACACGUCGAAUCGGCUGUAACAAAACUCGGUCUACACGACGCAGCCCUCCCAUGCACAAUGGACGUUCAGCAGUAAAAGGAUCGAGUAUGCAUUGGUAUGGUGACGCGAGCGAGGAACUGCCGGAUGGGAUCACACUGUGCGAAACGCAAGUUGCCGGUCACACAGCCGCACAGGGGUGUCUCGGGUUGCUGAAAUCGGCCACGGACGGGACGGUCCUGAAACCAACCGGAAAAGUACUCUGUGGUAUCCGAGAGAUUGGCUUCUAUGAACGGUUGAGAGCGGCCCAACGGUUGGAAAACGGUAGCGACGACGACAGUGAUAGCUGCGAUUGGAUGCUGCUGGAGCUAAGCAAAUUGGUACCACGUUAUUAUGGACACCCAAAGUUGCCCAUCGACGGAAAGGAGGUAGAAUUUAUCCAGCUGGAAGACCUGACCGUGGGCUACGAGCGGCCGUGCAUAAUGGACGUGAAAAUAGGACGCCGCACGUGGGACCCACUGGCCACGCCCGAGAAGCGGAAGGCGGAGGAGAGCAAGUAUCGAGCGUGUCGGCAGCACUUUGGGCUAUGCAUUCCGGGUCUACAGGCAUACUCCGUGCACGACGAGCAUGACCGACUGAUACGGCACGGUCGGGAUUAUGGCAAAAAGUUAACCGAGGUCAACAUUCGUGAUGCAUUCCUAGUGUUCCUGAACGCCGAUCGGAAUGGGCACGUUUGCAGGGAACUGGUCGAGUCGUUGCUGCAGGCCGUGCGUCCCAUCCAAGACUGGUCUCACCGGCAAACAACAUUCCGACUGUACUCGAGCUCCGUGCUGUUGGUGUAUGAUGCGACACGCUUAAAGCAAAAAAUCCACAAAAGUCUGACUAGAGAUAAUAUUUCCCCGGCUGUCCAGCGGCCAUGGGCGGUGGCAAAAAUGAUCGAUUUUGCGCAUGCCUUUACGGCUGAAGAGUCGGAACCAGCUCCGGGUUCGGAGCGCACCGUAGACGCCAACUACAUACAGGGAGUAGACAGCUUGGUGGCCAUACUGGAACAGUUUCUCGAUCGCGGCCCGCCGUGAGACCCAUUUCGUACGCCCAAAGUUAUACGUGACUUAAUUAAAGGAGCAACCAUACCAAAAUCCCAACGAAUGGCCAUUCACUUUCAGGCACCCCGAGAAGGAGCCUCGGGUUGCCCCCUUUAGCUUUCGGCUCCUUUUGCGAAUAUACUGCGCCAUAGCGAACUGUGCACAACACCAUUGGGGCACGAAGCCCGAGU
This is a messenger RNA of Anopheles bellator, 1606 nucleotides long. RefSeq names its product hydroxyacyl-coenzyme A dehydrogenase, mitochondrial-like. Gene Ontology annotation, biological process: fatty acid beta-oxidation; inositol phosphate biosynthetic process. NCBI's taxonomy places the organism in Eukaryota, Metazoa, Arthropoda, Insecta, Diptera, Culicidae. Gene Ontology annotation, molecular function: inositol tetrakisphosphate kinase activity; (3S)-3-hydroxyacyl-CoA dehydrogenase (NAD+) activity; inositol-1,4,5-trisphosphate 3-kinase activity. The record is from RefSeq and is a predicted model, not a curated record. The transcript is spliced from 3 exons. Gene Ontology annotation, cellular component: nucleus; mitochondrion; cytoplasm. Bases 408 to 1409 code for a protein of 333 amino acids.